GCCAGCCUCCGCGGCCACAUGACCGGGCAGGCCGGGAGCCAGGCGCACGGCUCGGCUACAAAUGCAGCCCCCGGCGCGAGCGGGUGCAUUCGUCGCCGCCGCCGCUUGGCAGAGCCCGGCCCCUCCCCGCCGAGCGACGCGCCCGGCUGCAGCCCCGGUCCUACCAUGAGCGUGCGGCUCUGGCUGCUGGCGCUGCUGCUGCUCUGGCUCGCCCUGAGCGCGGGCUCCGGAGCACCAUUGUCUGAGGUGCCGGAUGGCAGAGACCUGGAGAAAGGGAACAUCCGGAACCUGGUACACCCCAAGGGGAUGCGGAAUGGAGCAGGACACCGGCAGAAUGGCUGGCGAAAGUCCCGGCGUCCAAGACCCCGUCUCUCCCACAAGGGCCCCAUGCCUUUCUAGCACAGGGUUGCUGUUGGCCCCCUGAAGGCCCAUUCCCAUUGUCCUCUCUGCUUUAUAGACUGGUUUGCUUGUCAUGGAGCUCUGAGUGCGGCGCUCCUGCCUGCUGAGGUGGGCAGGCUCCUCCUGUCCACCAGCCUGUCAUGCAGCCGCCCCGAUGGAGCUGUCAGCACCUCGACCCCCGCCCCCCCCCCCCCCCCCCACAUACAGAGACACAGAUCCGCACACGCCCAGUAGGCAUCUCCUCGCCUUGUCUCUGCAGACCCGGCACCCAAACUGGGUGCAGACACUGGCAUCUUUCCCCUUUCCCUGCUGAUGGCUGGGACGGAUCCCUGCCUCUUUCCAGCCCUUGGCAGAGGGGACACUGCCCAGGGCUCACUUUGACCUAGCCAGCCCCAUAAUCCUGAGUGGGCCCCUAACACCGCUCAGGACUGGAAGGGUGCCUGGCUGCCAGCUCCCUCUGUCCUCUUGGCUGUCUCUCUCUCUCACAAAAACAGCAGGACCGCAGACUCCUGUGCGUGGGGAUCUCUGGGCUGAGGGGAUUGGGCUGGGUUGCGCUUGCUCCCUUGGUGUUUCCAUGGGGCGGGGAGGAAGAGCACUACUGUAAUGAGCCUGUCUGGUCUCAUUGCUGUCUUGGCUUCUUGUUAGCCUGCCCAGAGGCUGGGCAAGGAGCAUGUAGCUCCAGUGCAGCUGUGGGGGGG
This is a messenger RNA of Trachemys scripta elegans, 1097 nucleotides long. RefSeq names its product apelin (gene APLN). Gene Ontology annotation, biological process: signal transduction. The transcript has 3 exons. Lineage: Eukaryota; Metazoa; Chordata; Testudines; Emydidae. The record is from RefSeq and is a predicted model, not a curated record. Gene Ontology annotation, molecular function: apelin receptor binding; hormone activity. The coding region runs from base 19 to 399 and encodes 126 amino acids.